This is a messenger RNA of Lachancea fermentati, 1548 nucleotides long. NCBI's taxonomy places the organism in Eukaryota, Fungi, Ascomycota, Saccharomycetes, Saccharomycetales, Saccharomycetaceae. The record is from the annotation of a GenBank genome assembly.
AUGAGAGUGAGAAAGCGUACUUCCAAGAGAACAUCUACAAGGAUGAAAGAGGGCAUUAAGAAAAAGGCCGCCGCGCAGCACAGGAAGGAAAGAAAAUUGGCGAAAAAAGACCCUACCUGGAAGUCAAGAACGAAGAAAGAUCCUGGUAUUCCCGCGAACUUUCCUUACAAGAACAAAAUAUUAGAGGCAAUCGAAGUCAAAAGACAACAGGAUUUAGAAGAGAAGGAGUUAGCUAGGCAGAAACGUUUAGAAGCCAAGCAACAGAUGCUUGAAAAUGAUGACAUUAUGGAAGAAGAUGAGGAGGACGCUGGAGAUGACGGGAGCGGACUCGCUGCUCUUCUGGAAUCUGCUCAACAAGCCGCUUCUGAGUUUGAAGGUAAUAUCAGGGAUGAAUCAGCAGAAGCUGUGCAGAACGAUUCAAUGGAAGUUGUGGACUAUGACAUCGAUUUUUACGAAGAUGGCGAUGAGGCGGAAACAGAACUUGAAAAAUCAAGAAAGGCAUACGACAAAAUUUUCAAGACGGUUGUGGAUGCCUCGGAUGUGAUAUUAUAUGUGCUUGAUGCUCGUGAUCCCGAGGGAACUAGGUCUAGAAAAGUUGAGCAAGCAGUCCUACAAAGCCAAGGUAAGCGAUUGAUACUUAUUUUGAACAAAAUCGAUCUAAUUCCACCUCAUGUUUUGGAGCAAUGGUUGAAUUUCUUAAAGUCCAGCUUUCCAACUAUUCCUUUAAGGGCCGCUCCAGGAGCAACGAACGCGACUUCCUUCAAUAAGAAGCUAACUCAAAGUGGAACGGCCUCUGCGUUAUUGGAAGCUUUGAAAACCUAUGCUGCAAACUCAAAUUUUAAGAGGUCAAUCGUCGUGGGUGUUAUCGGUUACCCUAAUGUUGGUAAAUCUUCGGUGAUCAACGCAUUGACAUCUCGCAGGGGAGGCCACUCUAAGGCCUGCCCAGUUGGUAACCAACCUGGUGUAACCACGUCUUUACGAGAGGUUAAAAUUGAUAACAAGCUGAAGAUUUUAGAUUCUCCCGGUAUUUGCUUCCCAAGUGACGUAAAGAGAAAAUCGAAGACAGAACAAGAGGCAGAACUAGCGCUUUUGAAUGCGUUGCCAUCUAAGUUCAUCAAAGAUCCAUAUUAUGCUGUUUUGAUGUUGAUAAAAAGGCUGGCCAAAUCAGAUGAAAUGACAGACGCUUUCAAGAAGCUUUACGAGUUACCUCCCAUUCCCGCAUCAGAUCCUGAUUCAUUUACAAAACAAUUUUUGAUUCAUGUUGCUCGAAAGAGAGGGAGAAUAGGAAAAGGUGGGAUUCCUAAUCUUCAUGGUGCUGGUAUAUCUGUCUUAAAUGAUUGGAGAGAUGGGAAAAUUUUGGGCUGGGUGUUGCCAAAGUCUUCAAAAGAUUCUUCUAUAAACACAUCAGAACCAAAAACACUCAGUACUGGAAUAGCUCAGCCUCCUCAGGUAUCCGAACAUACAUCAAUUGUAAGUGAAUGGUCUAAAGAAUUCGAUUUAGAUGGGUUAUUUGCCUCACUUGAUAAAGCGAUUGAAUCAAAUCAAUAG